Molecule: messenger RNA, 2795 nt
Organism: Cydia pomonella (codling moth)
Lineage: Eukaryota; Metazoa; Arthropoda; Insecta; Lepidoptera; Tortricidae
Gene: pofut1
Product: GDP-fucose protein O-fucosyltransferase 1
Exons: 4
Coding region: 82-1218 (378 amino acids)
Biological process (GO): Notch signaling pathway; protein O-linked glycosylation via fucose
Molecular function (GO): peptide-O-fucosyltransferase activity
Source: RefSeq, a predicted model, not a curated record
GUGUAACUGAAAUUCCGACUUUUACUUUUGUGUUCAAUGAAAGGAAUAAAAUUAGUAUUUUAAUUAAGUAAUCUAUUCAAUAUGUUAAAUUGCGUAUUAUUUUUCUUAUUUACUAUAGAAUUAGCUUGUUCUGAUGUCCAGGAUAGUAAUGGGUACUUGGUAUACUGUCCUUGCAUGGGCAGGUUUGGUAAUCAAGCAGAUAAUUUCUUAGGCGCCCUAGCAUUCAGUAAAGCCCUUAACAGAACAUUGAUUUUACCUCCAUGGGUUGAAUACAGGUACGGAGAGCCGAGGUCUAGGCAAGUUCCUUUUGACACUUAUUUUAAACCUGAAGCUUUAGUCCAGUAUCAUAAGGUGAUAACGAUGGAACACUUCAUGUCUGAAAUUGCACCAACUCUCUGGCCAAGUGAAAAAAGAGUAGCUUUCUGUUACACUCAACGACAAGGAGAACAAGAUAACAGUUGCAAUGCAAAAUCUGGUAACCCUUUUGGCCCAUUCUGGGAUACAUUUAAUAUAGACUUUGCAGCAUCUGAAUUCUAUGGGCCCUUGAAUUAUGAUUCAACCAAUGCAGUCAUGAUUGAGAAAUGGCAACAGAAAUACCCAACUUCAAAAUGGCCAGUGUUAGCCUUCACAGGUGCUCCUGCCAGUUUUCCUGUGCAAAGUGAAAAUAGACCUUUGCAUAAGUACAUGCAAUGGAGUGAUGACAUUGCAACAAGAUCGAGGCAGUUCAUAAAGAAAAACAUGAGUGGGGGUGGUUUUCUUGGUAUCCACCUUCGGAAUGGCCAGGACUGGGCAAGGGCUUGUCAACAUGUGAAGGACAGCCCUCUGUUGUUUGCUGCUCCUCAGUGUGUGGGCUAUAAAAAUGAAAGAGGGCCUCUGACAGAAUCCAUGUGCCUGCCAUCAAAGUCGGACAUAAUUAAACAAAUAAAGAGAGUACUAAAGAGAUUGAAUGACAUAAAGUAUGUCUUUGUGGCUUCAGAUUCCAACCACAUGAUCGAUGAUUUAACAAAUGCCUUGCACCGAUUAGAUGUAUCUAUUGUAAACCUAAAGCCUCCAAAUCCUCACAUGGAUUUGGCAAUUCUUGGGAAAGCUAAUUAUUUCAUUGGGAACUGUGUCUCAUCCUUUACUGCAUUUGCAAAAAGAGAAAGGGAUGUUAUUGGAUUAGGCUCAGAGUUUUGGUCAUUCCCCCACCGCAAGAAACAAAAACAUGAAGAACUAUAAAAUAAGUAGCUUGGUUUAUCUGAACAAUCAGCAGAGUGCAACACCAACAUUCAGUCUACAGUUUGUGGGUCACGGCAUCCUGGAUUAUUAUAGGUAUAUUGAAAUACAUUGGCCGACAAUCUGCCAUAUAAACAAAGUUCCAGUAUUACCUACAUACCUACUAUUACCUAGUCAAGGCUAAUAUUACUAACUACAGUCUUUUGAUAAAAUAAGGUUCAAAGUGAUUCUGAAUUGUAAUAAGCUAAAAAAAUAGGAUAAGGAAGCAUAGACUGCUGCAAACCGCAUAUUACAUUCAUUUCUUACAAGUAUAAGGAGAUAUGCGAGUUAUCAUUCUUUGCUCUGUUGGUUAAAUCUGCGCAAAACGCUUCUCUCACAAGGAAGGGUACCCAACUGUCCGACUCCGAUUUGAUUCAUUUUGAUAUAUGUUAUAGAGUAGUCUAAAAUAACGGACACGUUUUUUUUUAGCUGCCCAAACUCAACCUAUUGGGAGAAAUUGUCCUCCAAAGUACUAAAAAGUUACUAAAUCUUCUAACUCCUAUAGAAAGUGAUGCUCAAGCAACUUGCUAGUUAAUGGCUGGUUUGAGUAUAUGUUUGAAAGUAGCAAAAAAUAAUGAGCACGUGUUUUGUUAUAUCGGCUAAAACUCAUUUUUUCCUAAAAAAAUCGACAUUCGAAGUUUUAUAAUAUCUUAUCACACAUAAAGACGGGUGUUUUUUUAGGAAAACUUGAGUUUAUGCAGAUAUAACAAAAAACGUGCUCAUUAUUUCCUGCUCUCAAACAUAUACUCAAACAAGCCAUUAACUAGCAAGUUGCUUGAGCAUCACUUUCUAUAGGAGUUAGAAGAUUUAGUAACUUUUUAGUACUUUGGAAGACAAUUUCUCCCAAUAGGUUGAGUUUGGGCAGCUAAAAAAAAUUCGUGUCCGUUAUUUUAGACUACUCUAUAACAUAUAUCAAAAUGAAUGAAAUCUGAGUCGGACAGUUGGGUACCCUUCCUUGUCAGUUGAAAAGAUUGAUUUUCAUCUUUCGCUUGCAGUGAUAUACAUCACUCAUUUUGCUCAGUGGAUCUGUAGUAGGGAUUGCAAUCCGGUCCGGCGGAUCCGGUAAGCCGGCACUUUUCAGGAGCUACCGGAUCCGGUCCAUUAAAAAAAAAACGCCUAAAUACAGCAUGCACUGUGCGGUUUAGAUGAGGAAAAGGCGACGGAUGAGAGGAAUGAAGUUGAACAGAGCAUAAAACGAAUGAAAAAGUUUAAAUUUAGUUAAAUAAAAAUAUUUUUAUUAUGGCGAUGACUGGGAACAGAAGUUGCCUUUCAUGUUGGUGGCACGAUACGACGAUUACAUAAAUACUGUAAUAGAAGGAAAAAUUAAACGAUGGAGAUGCCAUGGAAGGCAUUUGUAAUUUAUGCUAAAGAGAAGAAAAGAGUGUCAUAAUGAUGUCAUAGGAGAUUAAAAGUAAACAAAUGAGCAGGAUUAAGUCGGCGGUACUCAACCGACUAGAGUUGGGCUAAUCAAUAUGUGUGAAUGAAUAUAUGAUUGUAAGUAUUGAAAAUGAAUGUAUGAAAUUAAAUGAUAACAUUGAUAA